Messenger RNA from Mesorhabditis spiculigera, 2172 nucleotides. Lineage: Eukaryota; Metazoa; Nematoda; Chromadorea; Rhabditida; Rhabditidae. The record is from the annotation of a GenBank genome assembly.
AUGGCUGAAGCCACCGUCAGACGCUCCCAGAAGGCCUGGGCCGCCCCCGCCAGCAAUCGGCCCGAGCUGAAGCUAGAAAACUCGCUCACACGAACAAAAGUGCCGUUUGUGCCGAAUGAGGGGAACCUGGUCCGUUUCUACAUUUGCGGGCCGACCGUCUACGACUAUUCGCACAUGGGCCAUGCCCGAGCCUACCUCACCUUCGACAUCAUCAGACGCGUGCUGACCGACUACUUCAAGUACGACGUCCAGCAAGUGAUGAACAUCACCGACAUUGACGAUAAAAUCAUCAAACGCGGACGUCAACGCCACCUGCUGAAGGAGUAUCUGGCAACGGCUACGAAGAAAAGCCACAAGGAGAUUGCCGAGGAUCUGAUCAAGGCCAUCGCCAUCUUCAAGGCGAAAAUUGACGCCGAGACGGAUAGCGAUAAGAAGACGAUGCUCUCCGGGCUGUUGGAAAAGGUGAUGAACGCUUCUAAGAAUAUGGAAGCAGUUGCGGCCACAAAUGAUGCGAGCAAAAUCGAUGGAGGAAAGACCCGCCUGCUCGCUGAUUCGCAAGAUGUACUAAUGGAAUGGCUGGACAGCGAAAAGGGCAGCACCAUCAGCGAGCACCACGUUUUCGAUAGCCUUUCGCGAGAAUUCGAAACCGAAUUCCUGAAGGACAUGGGACGACUCGGCGUCCUCCCCACCGAUGUGUUGACCCGCGUCUCGGAGUACGUGCCCGAGAUUAUCGCCUACGUGGAGAAAAUCAUCAAGAAUGGCUACGCCUACAAGACCACUGACGGAUCGGUCUACUUCGACACGGCGGCUUUUACCGCCAACAAGGAGCACUUCUACGCCAAGCUCGUCCCGGAGGCGUACGGUGAUUCGGAGAACCUGCUGAAGAACAUGCGCGAAGGAGAAGGGGAACUGAGCAUGGGAAACUCUCAGCUGAAAAAGACCGACAGCGACUUUGCUCUCUGGAAAGUGUCAAAGCCGGGCGAGCCAUCAUGGGACAGCCCUUGGGGCAAAGGCCGACCGGGUUGGCAUAUCGAGUGCUCCGUCAUGUCGAACGCCGUAUGCGGCAAGAAACUCGACAUUCACGCCGGAGGAUUCGACCUGAAAUUCCCGCACCACGACAAUGAGAUUGCUCAGGUUGAAGCCCACUAUGAUGACCCCCACUGGGUAAACUACUUCCUCCACUGCGGCACCCUCCGGAUCGCAGGCCUCAAGAUGAGCAAGAGCCUCAAAAACUUCAUCACCAUCCGCAAGGCCCUCGAGGAUUACACGCCCCGCCAGAUCCGCACCCUCUUCCUGAUGCACAACUGGUCCGACACGUUGGACUACAGCGAAGAGACCCUAAAACAAGCCCUCCACUACGAACGCGUCACCAAUGAGUUCUUCCUUCUCGUCAAGGAUUUGAUGCGAAAGCACUGGAAGGCCGAUGAGGCCGCUGGGUAUGCCAAGUAUGACAAGAAGGAGCUCGAGGUCAACGAGAAGUUCUUGAAACUGAGGGAGGAAGUCCAUGCUGCUCUUUGCGACUCUAUCGAUACCCGAACGGCCCUGAAGUCAAUCCGCGACAUGGUGGAUGUUGGAAAUGCCUACAUCACGGAAAAGUUAAAUCAAAACUCCGUCCCCAACGUGCUCCUCCUCCGCCAAAUCGCCCUGUACAUCACUGAGAUCUUCAAGACGUUCGGCAUGAUCCCCAAGUCGACGGAGAUUGGAUAUCCAAUUGAAUCUGGAGAUUUCGGCGGAUCCAAGGAAGAGGUGGUUAUGCCGUACCUUGAUGCGAUGGCCAAGUUCCGCGAGGAUGUCCGAACCAUCGCCCGCGAACACAAGGUCGCCGGAAUCCUAAAGCUUUGCGACGAGCUGCGUGACGACGUGUUGCCGAAUCUUGGUGUGCGCCUCGAAGACCGAAAUAACCAGACGACGAUCAAGCUGGUGGAUCGGGAAGUGCUGAUGAAGGAACGCGAAGAGCAGGAGAAGGUUGAACGCGAGAAACGAGAGAAGCGCAUCCCGCCCGAGCAGCUAUUCAGAACAACCGAAUAUUCCCAAUGGGACGAAAAGGGCAUCCCCACCCACAUUGCCAAUGGCGAAGAGGUUUCUAAGAAGCUGCGCAAGAAGUUGGAAAAACUUUGGGAAACACAGCAGAAGGACUUCGCCGGCGCCACCCAAAAUGGAACGGCGGUCCAU